Bacillus rossius redtenbacheri is the source of this 1194-nucleotide messenger RNA. It is a transcript of the gene Snx21, whose product is annotated as sorting nexin-21. Gene Ontology annotation, biological process: protein transport. NCBI's taxonomy places the organism in Eukaryota, Metazoa, Arthropoda, Insecta, Phasmatodea, Bacillidae. The transcript is spliced from 5 exons. Gene Ontology annotation, molecular function: phosphatidylinositol phosphate binding. The record is from RefSeq and is a predicted model, not a curated record. The coding region runs from base 215 to 1165 and encodes 316 amino acids. Gene Ontology annotation, cellular component: early endosome membrane.
CAAAAGAAAUCAAAGACCUUGGAGAUAAACAAAGCUUCUUACAGCUGGUUUAAGAUGACUGCUUUGUGCUAGAAGAUGAAACUAUUUCAAGAAGUUAUUAUACAACUUGGAAGGAACAUUUUGUGCUGACGUGGUUACAGUGACGAGGAAAGGAAACGACUAGCGUGGUGAUCGGUGGCCUUGUGUGGUAGCGGGCAUUCAGGGCCGCGGGGCCAUGAGCGAGGACCUGGGGCGCCUCACGCUCGACGACGAGCCGGACUCGCGUCUCGGCGAGGGCGUGCUGAGCUUCACGGACGGGCCGGCGUCCCACAGCCAGGCCAGCGCCCUCAUCAAAUCUUGGGCCAAUGUGCAGCGAGGAAGCAUCGUCGUGAGAACGAAGAUGGACGAACCCGAGGCUGAGCCCGUCGCGGUCGCCCCCACCUUGAAGAUUGAAGUCGUCCACGCGAGAACCGUCGACCAGGAAAACGAAAAGAAACACGUGGCGUACACGGUGAUGCUGAGGAAGGACGGGGCGACGCCGGACCCGCACCCGGCCGUGAUCGAGCGCCGCUACUCGGACUUCCUGGAGCUGUACGAGUCGCUGAGGCGCGACCACGCGGGGCUGAUGGCGGGCGUGGCCUUCCCCAAGAAGGUGCUGCUGGGCAACUUCGAGCCGGGGCUGAUCUCGGAGCGCAGCGCGGGCUUCGAGGGACUGCUGUGCCGUGCGGCCGCCCAGGACCGGCUGCGCAACUCGCGCGGCCUGAGCCGCUUCCUGCAGCGCCGCGAGCUGGAGGAGGCGCGCGCCUGGCUGGAGGCGCGGCGCUAUGACCAGGCCGUGCCGCUGCUCGAGAACACCUUCCGCCUGCUCAACAAGCUGCACACGGACCGGCACCCGGAGGUGAUGGUGGCGCUGUGCCGCCUGGUGGCCUGCUGCAGCGAGGACCCGCUGGCGGCGCGGGCCGAGGGCUUCGCGGAGCUGGCGCUGCGCCGCUACGACGCCGUCAGCGACGUGGACCUGCUGCGCUUCUACGUGCCGCUGCUGCAGCUGUGCGCGCGCCUGUGGUGGCGGCUGGGCAAGGACAAGCGGCCGCUGGAGGCGCGGCUGGGCGAGCUGCGCCGGCGCGGCGUCGGCGUGGACGGCUGCCUGCCGCUGCUCGACGCGCUGGCCCGCGAGGGGCUGCUGUGAGGUCUCUCCUUCCUUGGCGUCUCAUCACG